Euleptes europaea (tarantolino) is the source of this 798-nucleotide messenger RNA. It is a transcript of the gene HOXD12, whose product is annotated as homeobox D12. The transcript is spliced from 2 exons. The record is from RefSeq and is a predicted model, not a curated record. Lineage: Eukaryota; Metazoa; Chordata; Lepidosauria; Squamata; Sphaerodactylidae. The coding region runs from base 1 to 798 and encodes 265 amino acids. Gene Ontology annotation, biological process: regulation of DNA-templated transcription. Gene Ontology annotation, molecular function: sequence-specific double-stranded DNA binding; DNA-binding transcription factor activity, RNA polymerase II-specific.
AUGUGCGACCGCAGCCUCUGCCGGCCGAGCUGCGUGGGCUCCCUCCUGAACCUGCCCUCCGCCGCCGACCCCUUCUACUUCCCCAGCCUGCGGGCCAACGGCGGCCACCCCCUGGCGACCUCCUUGCCCGCCCUCUCCUACCCCCGGAGCUCCGUCGCCUGGACCCCGCCGGCCGGCCCCGCUUUCGCCGCCUCCUCGCCGCCUCCGCCUUACCUGGCGGCGGCGGGCAGCCUCCCCGUCGCCCUCAACCCCGGCGGCGGCAAAGAGGCCUCUGAGGGGCCCCCCAAGCCCUUCGCCCACCAAGGCGCUUCCAAGCCGGAGAUGAGGAGCGGGCUCGGCCGGGAGGGCUUGGCCGGCGAGCCCGGCGGGGCGCUGCUGGCUCCGGCCAAGGGGCUCAAGUGCCAGCCCAGGGGUUUGCCCGGCCCUCCGGCCGCCCUGCUAGACGCGGACUGCGGCGCCUCCGGCCGGAAGGAGGACUUCAAGCAGCCAGUCAACUUGAACGUGACUCUGCAGCCUGCCACCGGGGCCCCACUUGGCCACAGAGCCGCCCUGCUGGACGAUCUCGCCUGGUGUCCCGCUCAAGGGAGGUCGAGGAAGAAGCGCAAGCCCUACACCAAGCAACAGAUCGCCGAGCUGGAGAGCGAAUUCCUCCUCAACGAGUUCAUCAACCGCCAGAAGAGGAAAGAUCUGUCCAGCCGGCUCCACCUGAGCGACCAGCAAGUGAAGAUCUGGUUUCAGAACCGGCGGAUGAAGAAGAAGCGGGCGGUGAUGCGCGAGCAGGCGCUGGCCCUCUACUAG